AUGUUAGUUGAUGAGGAAAAAAGUUUUUAGUGGCUAACUAUAGCCACAGCUAAAAACAAGAUAUUCGAGAAAGAGUUAUAAUCAAAGAUAUUUUAUCUUAAAAAAUAAAAUAUAUAUAAUAUAAAAAGCAUUCAUAUAAUUUAUUAUGAAAAUUAUUCAUGUAAGCAUUUAUUCUAUAUUCUUAAAGAAUCAAGCAACGAGAAGGUUUGUUUGAUUUAACAUAUGAAGAUUCAAGGUCAAAUAUAAUCAAAUCAAAAACUUCAUAGAGUUUUGCUCAAAUCCUAACAUAAAAAGAUACUUUCCCCAGUGGUCAAAUAUAAGUCAAAACCAAGUUAUAGAAAUUCAUUAUUUUUUUUUAAAAAGACUAUGAAUACUCCUAAAAACUAGCAAGAAACCCAAUCUGAGAUUUUUGAAAAUGUUUUGGAGUUGAAUGAAGAAAUAUUCACACACAUCAUCGAAAUUUUUAGAUAAGAAAACAUAUCAGAUACUAUUGAAUAUCUUUCAAUCUAAGAGAAUCAAAGACAGCUUCAAUCAAGCAUAAUAAAAUUCAAGAAUUCAUCAAAUGUAGAUAAAGGAUACAAGUUUGAAGCUUUAGGAAAAGAGAUUAACUUAAUUCAUAAUAUACUAAAAAAUAUCAAAGAUAGCCACUUCAAUGCAAAGGAUUUCUCCUCAGAACAAUUUUUAGAAAUUAAAUAAAAGAUAAUCAGUAAAAUAAAAGAAAAUAACAGGAUCAGAUAUUUUUUAAAAUUUUUAGUUCAUUUAACUUCUGUAGAUAAGGAUUUCAUAGCAUGUGGAUCAAAUUCAAUUCACUUAUUGGUGACAAUGAAGGCAAAUUUGAGUAAUUAGAGUUGGGAAAACAUAAGAAUAAAGGAUACUUCUUUAAUUGGUGCAACUUUUGUAAGAUGCAACUUUAAUGGAUCUGAAUUUGAUGGUGUGGACAUUAGCGGAGUAAAUUUAAAUGGAGCUCAAAUGUAUAAUUGCAGAUGGAAGAACAUUAAAAUAAAUGAAUUAAAUAAAUUUGAAGGUCAUGGUGAUUGUGUAUUCUCAGUUAAUAUCUCUCCUGAUGGUUAGAUAUUGGCAUCUGGUGGGGGUGGAAAAUAUGGUGGUGGUGAUUGUUCUAUACGUUUAUGGAAUAUUAAAAGAGGGCAAUUAAACGCAAAAUUAGAUGGUCAUACUUAACGUGUAAACUCAAUCUGUUUCUCCCUUGAUGGAAAUAUGUUAGCAUCUGGUAGUAAGGAUAAUGCAAUACGCUUAUGGGAUGUUAAGACUAGAAAAUUAAAAAAUAAAUUAGAUAGUCAUACCAGUGUAAUGUCAGUCUGUUUCUCUCCUAAUGGAUAUACUUUAGCAGCUGCUGGUAAUGAUAAGUCUAUAAGUUUAUGGGAUGUUAAGACAGGAUAAUAAGUAAAUAAAUUAGAUGGCCAUUAUGGAUAUGUAAACUCUAUAUGUUUCUCUCCUAAUGGAAAUACUUUAGCAUCUGGUAGUGAAGAUAACUCUAUACGUUUAUGGGAUGUUAAGACUGGAUAAUAAAAAAAUAAAUUAGUUGGUCAUACUGCUAGUGUCGUGUCAGUCUGUUUUUCUCCUGAUAGAAAUAAUUUUGCAUCUUGUAGUUAUGAUAAGUCUAUACGUUUGUGGGAUCUUAAGACAG
Molecule: messenger RNA, 1645 nt
Organism: Paramecium sonneborni
Lineage: Eukaryota; Ciliophora; Oligohymenophorea; Peniculida; Parameciidae
Source: the annotation of a GenBank genome assembly